GUCUUCUUCACCUCUUUCUAAAUCAACGCAACAAACAUGAAGCUCGCCCUUGCUCUCCUUUUCCUCGCAGUGGUCUCUGUCCAUGGUCACGGCUAUUUGGCAGAUCCCUUAGCCCGUACUUCCAUCCAUAUCCGGCCAGACGAACCGUACCGCCCCCCUUACGAGUGGAAUCAUUCAGGCAUCGAGUGCCGCACUCCGCCCACCUAUGGCCAAUCGGGUACUUGUCUACGGUGCGGGACCAGCACCGACAUGAAUUCUGGGGGUGCCUAUGACAAGAAUGAAAUUACUGGAAACUAUACGGCCGGAUCGAUCAUCGACGUCGUCGGAGAAAUGACUGCCAACCACAGAGGUUACUUUGAGGUGGAGCUCUGCAUGUCGGAAGUCGAAAGUGACUACUGCUUCUCCAAACUUCCCAUUGUUGGUGGAACUGAAGGCCAUUUAAUUCGAAUUGACAACAGAAUUUGUACCAGCUCGGCCGGAGGCGAUCACGAGGAUAAAGCUGUCACUGCCCGCGUCCAACUCCCGGUUGGAUUUACGUGCAAUAAGUGCACCCUGCGGUGGACUUAUAGGACUUCAUACCCACCAGCGGCCGACCAUUGUUUCAACCCGGACGAGUCGGUACAAACCUUCCGAAAUUGUGCCGAUAUUACAAUCAGAUAAAUUUUCAUUGUCGAAUUCGAUCUUAUAUCAAAAGGAUGUAUUAAUUAUUUGAAUAAAUUAUCCCAGCAUUCAAAACUCGUUUAA
This is a messenger RNA of Folsomia candida, 744 nucleotides long. RefSeq lists its product as uncharacterized. Lineage: Eukaryota; Metazoa; Arthropoda; Collembola; Entomobryomorpha; Isotomidae. Bases 37 to 660 code for a protein of 207 amino acids. The record is from RefSeq and is a predicted model, not a curated record. The transcript is spliced from 3 exons.